AUGGAAAACGAUUUUUACGGAAAUUGACUAUUAAAAAAGAAAGAGAAUUUCAAACUGCCGGGUAUAAGAGCAAAUGCAAAUAUCUCGCAAUUACAGGCUAAUUCAUCAAGAAGAGUCCACACAAAAAGCGUUUUAAGAAAGUCUUGACCAAAAUCUUUAUCAAGAUCUCCGAGCCCAAAAUCAUCAUCUCCUCUAUUAAGUUUAUAACGUUUUUUAAUCAUGGUAGAGGAAGCAAAAUAGAAGAACACCCCAAGGCAUCUCUGGCUCUCUCAGAUCUGAGUGUUAACGAAAGUGGCGUUCUGUUCGGGUUCACCUCUGACACAGACCUACCACGAAAUUUUGCCGAGGCACAGCACAUGGCGAGGACCAGAAAAAUUCUACCUCACCAAGAACCCCAGAGACCCAAACAGGGAAGAUAAAAGAGAUCUCUACUUCUCCUUCACGAGAGCCCUAGAAGCCAUAUUCAGGUCAGGAGACAUUUUAAGGGCUCGGAUGAUGACACUCGGAGAUGGCGUGGUUACCUUCACAGAUGGCGCAAAAUAUGAAGCCGCCCUUUAAAGUUGGGUACAUAAAAGUCAAGCACUUAAGUAAGGUAGUGCUUGUCCCAACUGGACCAUACUUACCUGCCAGGAGAGGUUAAUUAUAGCAGAUAUAGGAUCAAAGCAAGCCUUCCAGUCUGUAUAGAGGAUUGUGAAGAGGUCAGCCAGCUCUGUAGGAUUGUCGAAGUAGACAUGUAAAACACUAUAAUUGAAGGAAAGGAAAACAAUGAGUUUCAUUCCUAAAUCCAAAUACGUCCUCUACGCCCAAUGCCACUGCUUAGCAAGCACUAGAGCUUCCUGAAUCUUAAUCUUAAUUAUCUAUAACGCUUAACGUCCACUACGGGGUAGCCAACUCCAGAACUGCCACCAUAUUUAUCCACGUGUCGGUCCAGGAAUCGCUGGAUCGAUCCCCUUUUGAUCUCCAGGGCAUGGAUAAAUAAGGCAUUCCGGCUUCGACGGGCUUCGCUGCCGCCACGGCUUUAUUCCGACUCAGCUCCUGCGCGUGUUCCGCCUGAGGGUCCAUCUCCCUUGGGAUGUGCUGAGGGGUAAAGACCUGAGAGUCUUGAUCGCACUGAGGAGCAGUUCCUCUAGUUAUCUCCAAAGUUAAACCGCUGUUGCUGUGCAGAAGUUCUCGAGGUAAAACCCAACCCCAUAAAUAACAUUGCUUGAGUGAGAGAAAGUUAGCGGAGCUAACUUCGCUUGAAGCGAAAGCCAUUUUAUUUAUAUAGAGCUUCCUGAAUCAAUCGAAAUCACUUUUUUAUUUUAAUGGAGUCUAAAAUUGCCAAAAAGGUGUGACUCAUCAAAGCUGCUUUGGAACUUGACCAAAGAUUGUGCAGAUGAGAAAGAAAUUUGGAAAAAUUUAGCUCUGAUAGUGACAGUAGUAUAAUUUUGGAUGAAUUAGAGUCUUUAGAGGAGGAAUUCCUACAAUGGAGGAAGAAUGGGAUGAGACGGAAUGGAUUGGCUAUGAAAGUGAAGAUGUAUACGAGAAUGAGAGCGGGUGUGGAAGAGUGACUAUAAUUGAAGACGAUUUAGAUGAGUUGCUUAAGGCAAUGGCCUGCAUACAAGGAGAAUUAUUGGGUGGUGAAGAAUUGAUUCAGGUGCUGGAAAAGCAUACGAGACUGGAAAAAUAUAAAAGAGAAACUAGAAUCAGUGGCUGAGAGCAAGGAAGUAGAGGAGAACAAAAAAUUUGGAUGAGUCUGAAGGCGAUCAAAAUUUCUGGGCUUGAGAAAUCAAAAGAAGAUGAAGAAGAAAGUAAAUUAGAAUGCGUAUCAGAAAAAGAUGAGAAAAUUGUGAAUAAGGAGAGGAAGGACGCAACAAAAUGUGCGUUUUUAAGACCAACUAAAGUUCUGAAUGAUAGAGGUGAGACUGAGAAGAGACAAAAAAGGGAAGGCGAAAUUGAAGGAGAUUCUGAAAGAGAUGCUGAAGGAUGAACUGAUGGAGGUACUGUAGAAGAAGCUAAAGGAGAAAUUGACAGAAUAGGUGAAAGAGAAAUUGAAGGAUGGAAAAGGAGGAAAAAAACCAUAAGGGUUUGCUGUGGGCUCUGCCCGCUGAAUAAUUAAGUAAGUAAGUAAGAAUCGAAAUGGAUGGCCAGACUGUUUGGAUGAGUCAUGCUGGAACUUUCAUGUAUCAGAUAGGUCUGAUUUCCGUUCCCAUUUAAGUAACCCUCUCUCCUCCCUCUAUUAACUCCCCCCCCCUCCGUGAGUGAACACAAAACCAUUAGAAAAAUCCCUAUUUUUUGCCCAAAAACCCACCCUCCGUGAGUGAACAAAAAUUUUUUUAAUAGAAAAAUUUUUUUUAUGGAAAUAAAUUUUGAUAUAUAAAUGAUAAUUAGUAUAAUGAAAUCAUUAGCUAAUUCUGUUUAAUUUUGAACGAAUUGCUUUUUUAAAACAUAAAUUUUAUAAAUUAAAUUAAUUUUUGCUUUCCAAUUUUUGCGAAUUAAGAUUUUUUUAAAUUUCGAAAAAAAACUUUUUUUUAUAAAAUUUAUAUAUAAAUUUUUUAAAAAAAAAAAAUUAAUCCCCCUCCGUGAGUGAACAAAAUGUUUUUGCUCACUCACGGAGGGGGGGGGGAGUAAGUUUAAAAAAGGAGCUUCCCUUUCUGAUUUCUCCUGUAUCUUCAAGCAAGUUGGAUGAAGAAAUUAGAAUUAGUCCACAUAGAGUCAAUAAAGUAAGACAAAAAACGCCUGUUUUAGUAUACGAAAAUGUAGUUAUGAGCAAAGAUUUGGCUAUUAUGGCACAGGUGAGAAGGAAGCUAAUAAAUGAAGUUACUGGCAGCAAAAUUCUUAAUCUCACACAAGAUGUAGUAAACACAUUGAAAUAUCAAUAUUUGCCUGAAGAACUUAAAAAUAAUGAAACUUCACAGCAACAUUUACAGAAACAAAAAGCAAGUUUAGAAAGAACUACGAGGCAUCCUUUAGGGACUGCUGCCUAUGCUAUACGGUCUUUAUCGCCAACUUCAAGAAAAGUUAUAAAGAAGCACCUUAAAUUGUCACUACCUCAGGGAUCUCGAUUUUUGGAUUAUUCUUACACCUCCCCUCCGUGAGCAAACAAAGCAUUGAAAAAUCCCUAUUUUUUGGGUGAAAACAAAAAAUUUUUAUGAAAAAAUAAUUUGAUAUAUAAGUGAUAAUAAUAAAAUCUCGACUAAUUCUGUUUAAAUUAAUCAGUUAGCUUUUUAAAGCAUAAAUUUUACGAACUAAAUUAAUAUUUGCUUUAAAAAUAUUUCGAAUAGGAAUUUUUUAAAUUUUGAAAAAAAAAUUACUAUAAAAUUUAUAUACAAUGUUUUAAAAAAACACAAAAUUAAACCCCUUAUGAUUAACAAAUUAUUUUGUUCGCUCAUGGAGGUGGAGAGUUAG
Blepharisma stoltei is the source of this 3387-nucleotide messenger RNA. NCBI's taxonomy places the organism in Eukaryota, Ciliophora, Heterotrichea, Heterotrichida, Blepharismidae. The record is from the annotation of a GenBank genome assembly.